Molecule: messenger RNA, 1629 nt
Organism: Theobroma umbraticum
Lineage: Eukaryota; Viridiplantae; Streptophyta; Magnoliopsida; Malvales; Malvaceae
Product: Pathogenesis-related thaumatin superfamily protein
Source: RefSeq, a predicted model, not a curated record
UACCUCUUCUAUAACACAUCACGUGGUACCCACAUCUUUGCUAUUUUUUGAGGUCCAAGGACUGAUAUGUUGACAUACAUCCUAUAUAAAUGCUCUCAGUCCAGCCCCAAUCUUUGUACUAAAUCUUUUCCCACCAAGUGCUAGCAAAUUUGUUCAGUCUUCUUUUAAGUGCACGUCUUUUUUCCCUCCUUAUUCGAUGGCUACUCUUCAGGUUUCCUUUGUGUUGGUUAUGUUCUUCCUUCUGUUGUUCUCAGGCGCUCAUUCAUCAACGUUCACAAUUGUGAACAAAUGCAGCUAUACAGUUUGGCCAGGGCUGCUGUCAGGUGCUGGAACCCCGCCAAUAUCACCCACGGGUUUCAUUCUUCAACCAGGCGCGUCAACAGCUGUCUCUGUUCCAACAUCUUGGUCAGGUCGCUUCUGGGGUCGCACUUUUUGCACUGAAGACUCUUCGGGCAAAUUCUCUUGCCUCACCGGAGACUGCGGCUCAUCUGCACUAGAAUGCUCUGGCAGUGGAGCCAUCCCUCCUGCAACCCUUGCGGAGUUUACACUGAAUGGUGCUGGGGGAUUGGAUUUCUACGAUGUUAGCCUUGUUGAUGGCUACAAUUUAGCGAUGAUGGUAUCCCCACAGGGCGGAACUGGAGGUAACUGUACAUCCGCUGGAUGUGCUGCGGAUUUGAAUGGCGACUGUCCUCUCGAGCUUAAGGUUGUCGAUGGGACUGAAGGGGUGGCAUGUAAGAGUGCCUGCGCUGCUUUUGGGGACCCCAAAUAUUGCUGCAGUGGAGCUUAUGCUACUCCAAACACAUGCAAGCCCAGUUCUUACUCAGAAUUCUUCAAGACCGCGUGUCCUACAGCUUAUAGCUACGCCUAUGAUGAUGGAACCAGUACCUUCACUUGUGCUGGUGCUGAUUAUGUUAUUACUUUCUGCCCUACCCCUUCCACCAGUGUCAAGUCCUCCAACCCCAUGGCUGUUGACAUAUCAGUCGGCUACCGUCCUGUUUCAUCAGCUCUCAUUGGCUCUGCCAUCACCACCCUGGCGGCAAUCUGGCAGUUGCAGCAUCUCUUUUGACAAAUACCAAGUUGCAACCCAACAACAUUUAGGAGCCAUUUUCCAUCUAUAUGUGGGAUUUUUUAACUCCGUAAUUGGGCCCCAUCAACUUCGGCAAUUUGCAAAACCUGAAUGGAAAUUGUGUGAACAACGAGAGUAGGCCACAAUCGAAUGAUCUUACAUCAUCACCAGCCUGCCUUGUCCUUCUCCAAUUUUCUCCAAUUUGAAGAAGAAACAAAACUAUGAUACAUACAAAAGAUAGAAAACACAUCACACAUCACCAGCUACCUUUUCCCCUUCACUCCCUGACUCUGGAAGGAAAGAGGAUGAUCAAAGAGCUGGCAAGAUGAAGUUUUAAUUAUCAAUUUGAUUUAGGCAUAAAUUUGUAGGACUAGACGAUGAUUAGUUGGCUCUAGCUGCGCAAAUAUUUUGCAACUGUCGUCUGCUAAUGCCAAUGGAGAUGAGCUCAAUUUGUCUCUAUUAGUUUUGGCCCUUUAAUUAUUUUAAUGCUUUGUUUUCUUUUAAGAUAUGGUGUGGGUUCUGCCGUCAGAAAUUAAUUAUUUUACCAAUGAUGUUUAUUAUAA